AUGCCUACUGAACUUGAGGAGCUUGUGGGGUUCAUUGCUCACCCCAAUCCCCAGAUCCGGCAAGUUGCUGCUGAGAAUUUGGUGCCAUAUUCUACAACAGAUGUGAAUUUGUUCAAAAUUGAAGAAUUCAAGCCGGUCAAGAAUCUUAAAAUAUUAGUGCGAGAUCAUCCAAAAAUAGCAGAGCAUGUCAUCAAGAUAUUGGUGAACUUGUCUGCAGACCAAGAGAUACUCGAAAACCUCGCAAAAGAUGAAAAGUUUUUAGAAACUGUUUUUGCAAGGAUAGUGGAUCCAGAAGAGCCAAAUGCAAACCUGCUAGCCAUGUUGCUGGCCAACCUGGCCAAGUCAGACUCGAUAAAAGAGCCCCUGUUGGCCAAGAAGCAACCGGCCUCUGAAAAGCUGGGGUCAGACGACCUCGUCAUCAACCAGCUCUUCGACCUGUUCGUCAAGGGCGCCGACGGGUCCUACAACAAGCACGCCAACUACGACUACCUGGCGUACCUGUUUGCGGACCUGGCAAAGCAUGCAGACGUGCGUAAGCACAUGCUGACGGCGCAAAAGUACGACGGCGUCGUGCCCAUCACCAAGCUGCGCGUCUUCACCAACGAGGAGACGACCAAGUCCGACGUGCGCCGCCGCGGCGUCGCCAGCACCCUCAAGAACGUCGCCUUUGACGUAGACUCGCACCCGCGCCUGCUCGACGACGGCGAGAUCAACGUGCUCCCUUACCUCUUGCUGCCCAUCAUGGGCGACGAGGACUACGACGAAGAGGACAUGCUGGAGAUGCUUCCCGAUCUGCAGCUCCUGCCGCCCGGCAAGAAGCGUGAACCCGACGCAAACAUCGUCCAGACCCACCUCGAGACUCUGAGUCUGCUGACCACGACGAGGAAAGGGAGGGAUCUGAUGCGCGAGGUCAAGGUCUACCCCAUCAUACGCGAGACCCAUCUGCGUGUGAAUGACGAGGGGGUUCGAGAGGCCUGUGACCGGCUGGUGCAGGUUCUAAUGCGCGAGGAGGGCGAGGACGCCGACGAGGACGACGAAGAUGACAGGAUUGUGGAAAUAGAAUAG
Pyricularia pennisetigena is the source of this 1065-nucleotide messenger RNA. RefSeq lists its product as uncharacterized. The record is from RefSeq and is a predicted model, not a curated record. Bases 1 to 1065 code for a protein of 354 amino acids. Lineage: Eukaryota; Fungi; Ascomycota; Sordariomycetes; Magnaporthales; Pyriculariaceae. The transcript is spliced from 4 exons.